AUGUCCGCAUCGUCACCCCACCUCGGCGACAUAGGCAGCGCCGAACUUGAUGAAAUCUACCAAUUCGCAGUCGAGCUUGGGAAAAAUGCCGGACAAAAGCUCAUGGAUGGCGUGCAUGCACGCAUUGGCGGUAGUAUAUCCGGCAUAUCAUCAGACGACGCAAAUAUGACGAGCAACCUCGCGUUUACGGAGAAGGAUAGCUCGGUUGAUAUUGUCACACAGGUUGAUGAGGAUGUGGAACACUUUAUCCACGAAGCCAUCAAGACCAAAUACCCAACCCAUAAAUUCAUUGGCGAAGAGACAUAUGCCAAAACCUCCUCGUCCGCGCGAGAAUAUCUCAUCACUUCCUCCGAUCCAACAUGGUGCGUCGACCCGCUCGACGGCACAGUCAACUACACACACAUGUUCCCCAUGUUCUGCGUGAGCAUUGCCUUUAUACUUGGCGGACGACCCAUCAUUGGCGUGAUCUAUGCACCCAUGCUUCACCAGCUCUUCUCGUCGUGCGUCGGCCGCGGCGCGUGGCUGAACGAGAGCACCCGACUGCCUUUAAUUCGAAACGCUCCUGCCAGUGACAAACGUGCUUUCAACGAUAUCAAUGAUAACAUAGGAAUUCCGCCUAUGCCGAGUAAUGCACCAAGUAAAUGCGUGUUUUCCUGCGAAUGGGGGAAAGACCGCCGGAACAUCCCCGGCGGUAACAUGCGGAGAAAGAUCGACAGUUUUGUGAAUAUGGCGGCCGAAAAGGGCGGCGAGAAUGGGGAUGGACUGCAAGGUAUGGUGCAUGGGGUGAGGAGUUUGGGCAGUGCGACGCUGGAUUUGGCCUAUACAGCUAUGGGGUCGUUGGAUAUUUGGUGGGAGGGUGGAUGCUGGGAAUGGGAUGUCGCGGCCGGAAUCGCCAUUUUGCUCGAAGCCGGAGGGUUGGUGACCACAGCGAAUCCCCCAGAAGAUCCAGAAACGGCAGCAAUUGAAGAGACCAAGCUAGGCAGUCGACUAUACUUGGCUAUAAGGCCCGCCGGUCCUUCAGCGACAGAAACAGGUCGACAAUCGCAGGAACGCACUGUGCGCGAAGUAUGGAAGCGCGUCAAACUGCUGGACUAUACGAGGCCAGGCCUCUAG
Messenger RNA from Talaromyces atroroseus, 1113 nucleotides. RefSeq names its product Protein QA-X. Bases 1 to 1113 code for a protein of 370 amino acids. Gene Ontology annotation, molecular function: inositol monophosphate 1-phosphatase activity. The record is from RefSeq and is a predicted model, not a curated record. Lineage: Eukaryota; Fungi; Ascomycota; Eurotiomycetes; Eurotiales; Trichocomaceae. The transcript has 5 exons. Gene Ontology annotation, biological process: inositol metabolic process; signal transduction; phosphatidylinositol phosphate biosynthetic process.